This is a messenger RNA of Chrysochloris asiatica (Cape golden mole), 959 nucleotides long. It is a transcript of the gene RHOJ, whose product is annotated as ras homolog family member J. The transcript has 5 exons. Gene Ontology annotation, biological process: small GTPase-mediated signal transduction. Bases 315 to 959 code for a protein of 214 amino acids. Gene Ontology annotation, molecular function: GTPase activity; GTP binding. The record is from RefSeq and is a predicted model, not a curated record. NCBI's taxonomy places the organism in Eukaryota, Metazoa, Chordata, Mammalia, Afrosoricida, Chrysochloridae.
CAGAGUGAAGUCCUGAGGCUGCUGAAGUUUCUAGACUGCCAAGAACCCUCUAGAACUUCUGUGACAAUGAGUGUUUCUUAAUUCAAAGCGACAAGCCCUUCUCAUCAUUCCCCCAAGUGUGUGCUACCUUUCUUGACCAGGAUGGUGAGCAAGAGGGCAUGUACCAGCUGCUUUGACCAUGUCUGUGUGAGCCAAGGUACCCAAAGUAAGGCAGAGUAAACUCCAGUCUGACUCUGUUUCCCGUCGCUUCAUGUGCUCUGGCAGAAGCCGGAGAAGCUACAGCAUCAGGAGUCCUUGCAGCUGGAGCCACAAGAAUGAACUGCAAAGAGGCAAAUGACAACAGCUGUGCCUGCCGUGGAAGCGACGAGAAGAAGAUGUUGAAGUGUGUGGUGGUGGGUGAUGGUGCCGUGGGUAAAACUUGCCUGCUGAUGAGUUAUGCCAAUGACGCCUUCCCAGAGGAGUACGUGCCCACAGUGUUUGACCACUAUGCAGUUACCGUGACAGUGGGAGGCAAGCAACACUUGCUUGGACUGUAUGACACUGCAGGACAGGAGGACUAUAACCAGCUGCGGCCGCUCUCCUAUCCCAACACGGACGUGUUUUUGAUUUGUUUCUCUGUUGUAAAUCCUGCCUCUUACCACAAUGUCCAGGAGGAAUGGGUCCCGGAGCUGAAAGACUGCAUGCCUCAUGUGCCUUAUGUCCUCAUAGGGACCCAGAUUGAUCUUCGUGAUGACCCCAAAACUUUGGCCCGUUUGCUGUACAUGAAGGAAAAACCUCUCACUUAUGAGCAUGGGGUAAAACUUGCAAAAACGAUCGGCGCACAGUGCUACUUGGAAUGCUCAGCCCUGACUCAGAAAGGUCUCAAAGCAGUUUUCGAUGAAGCAAUCCUCACCAUUUUCCACCCCAAGAAAAAGAAAAGCUGCUGCUCUGAGUGUCACAGCUGCUGCACAGUUGUCUGA